Messenger RNA from Hordeum vulgare subsp. vulgare (domesticated barley), 588 nucleotides. RefSeq names its product serine/threonine-protein kinase SAPK4-like. Gene Ontology annotation, biological process: protein phosphorylation; intracellular signal transduction. Gene Ontology annotation, molecular function: ATP binding; protein serine/threonine kinase activity. The coding region runs from base 1 to 588 and encodes 195 amino acids. The transcript is spliced from 6 exons. Lineage: Eukaryota; Viridiplantae; Streptophyta; Magnoliopsida; Poales; Poaceae. The record is from RefSeq and is a predicted model, not a curated record.
AUGGACAAGUACAAGGAGGUGCGGGACAUCGGGUCGGGAAACUUCAAGGUGGCCCAGUUGAUGCACAACCGCGAGAACGACGGGCUCGUCGUCGUCAAGCUCAUCGAGCGCGGCCACCGGGUCGGCCAAUCCGUCCUGAUCUUCAACCACCGCUCCCUUCGGCACCCCAACAUCAUCCAGAUCAUAGAGGUGAUCCUCACACCGACGCAUCUUGCAAUUGUGAUGGAGUAUGCGGCCGGCGGCGAGCUCUUUGAUCGAAUCGUUGAUCGUGGGUGGUUCAGCGAGGAGGAGGCCACAUAUUUCUUCCAGCAGUUGAUCUGCGGCGUAAGCUACUGCCAUCACAUGCAAAUAUGCCAUAGGGAUUUGAAGCUGGAGAAUGUUCUCUUGGAUGGCAGCCCAGCUCCGCGGCUCAAGAUAUGCGAUUUUGGGUCACCUUCCCAUCAUAUUCCCGACGACAAGGAGGGAUUCCGGCUGGAGAGGCAUGUGACGGAGGAGUUGAAUAUUGCAUAUGCGUACCAUGAAUUUACCAGCCUGGAGAAUGAAGAGAUCUUCAAAUGGUUCGAUUCCCAUAUGGAUCACAAGAUUUGA